CUUUCUGUGACGUUAUCUUAAACGAUCGAAGGACGAUUUGAAUUGAUGAAUAAACAACCAUGGAAGCAAGAAUGCCUUGUGAUAUCCGUUUUCGUCUGGCACCCCAAAAGAUAUGUUUCAUCGCAACCAACAUUGUCACAGAAGGGCUUCGCAAGAUCUUCAAACAACAGUGGGAUAAGAGGUACAAGCUGAAGGCCUCGUUUGGAGUGUGGGUGGACUCUCGUAAGAAUGGUCUUGAUUUUGAGAGGCUGGAACCGCUGGAUAGUCAAACGAAAAAUGCAAGGUUGCUAAAAGUUAUACGAAAUGGCAAUACUAAAGAGUGGGAUUGUACAGCACUUUCUUUUGAAAUUUUAUUCUCAACAAGCAUCGGAAAGAGUUUGAAUUCAUCGAUUUACAGACACGUCGAUGAUCUUCGAGUGUUUCGUAAUGACAUAUUUGCUCAUGUCGCUAAUGGAACGAUUCCAGAUUCAAAGUUUAACUCUUUAAUUGGAAGAGUUAAAGCAGCGUUCCUGGGGUUAAGCCUAUCUGUUUGUGAUAUAAGAUCGAUUGCUAAUCAAAAGAGCUUCCCCACAAAGGAAUGGAGACUUCUAAGGAAUCAGCUACUUCAAGAGCAAGAGGCAGUGAGAAGCUUGCAAGAAAAAUCAUCAUCUCUCGAGGAGGAACUCAAGUCAAGACUUAAAACAUUUUUGGGAAACCUUCCGACCCUACCUUCUCAUGCGAUUCAAGAGCGCCCAUCUGAAGUGUCGAUUAUAUUGGGACAGAUGAAGGAACUCAAGGUGAGCAACGGAGGAGUAAUAAGUACAGUAUACCUCUUCGGUAACCCUGGUUGCGGCAAGAGUCAGAUUGCCAGAAUGGUCGGGGAUAUGUUUUACAAACAGUUAUCUAGCAAUGAUCCAACUUUCGUUGUUAGUCUAAUUGGUGAAACAUUGGAAACGUUGUUUAGCUCGUAUGACCGUCUGAGCAGAGCUCUUAGUUGUACAGAGUUUGCAAUCAGUAGGAUAAUAACAUCUAAGGACUCACUAGCAGAAAAGUUGGAGCAGUUCCAGAGAUUGGUUACUCCAAAAAUGAAAGAAUUCUCUUCUUGGCUUAUCAUAGUUGACAACGUCGUUGACCUUGAUGCUGUUCGAAGAUUCUGGCCAACCUCUGGAAGUAGAGAGUACGGAAAUGGACAGAUUCUUGUCACAACGCAAGAGAGAAAAUCACUCCCUGGCAAUGGCCCUCGUAGUCACUGCAUUUCUCUCAGUCAAGGUAUGGACCCACAAGAUGCAGUUAAUUUGCUAACUAAAGUUUCUCAGACGCCAAAUCAAGAAGAAGUGGAAGAUUUCGCAGAAGCUUUAGACUAUCAGCCUCUUGCCCUUGCAUGUGCAGCUUGGUACCUUUCCAAUAUGCGGUGUCGUGGAUCGCCAAACUUCAGCUGGAAGAAGUAUUUAAGAAAACUGAAGAAUGGAAAAGAAGAAGCCAUGGGGGAGAUAAAGAAGAAAUGCGAAAGUGGCUACACGAUGUCAAUGCCUGUCGCUGUGCGCAUGGCGGUGGAUAGGGCCGUUGCCAAUGAAAAACUGCUACUUUACACUUUUCAGUUCCUUUUCAUCUGUGCCCCCCCCAGGUCAAUUCCGAUAGAAAUUGUCGUUGAUUUUGUUAGACAACAAAUCCCAAAUUUCGACGAUGAAGACGUUUAAUCUAGAAUAAUGGAAUCAAGUUUGGUGCAGAUCUCAUCCACAAAAGACGGUAAAGAGACGUUGUGGCUUCACCAGAGUUUGUAUCGAGCCAUUAAAAGUAGCAUUCCACCAGAGGAAAACAUUGUAGCUAUAUCAGCGGCCCUCUCCCCUUUGCAGAGAUUGACGGUUAAUUAUGCCGGCCUCGAUUUCACCAGUUUUUGUGGAGCAUUUGAGCGCUUUCUUAAAAUAUGUAAUUUUGGUUCAGCUCUCAUUCGUCAGAAACCCUGAAUUCUAUGGUCAAAUUUCCAAAGUUACAGUACUAGGUGACUUUUUUGAGUGCUUUCUUUCAUAUGCCUUCGCAUGCCUUAACUACGGCAAACUUCCAGUUGUAAAUCAGAGCAUGGAAAAAGUGAAGCACUUCAUGCAGAUGGACAUAACUGUGGACGAAAAGACCUUUUCUCUUUUAUUUUUCUUUUGUGGACGUGCCUCAGUUGAGUUCAGUGAACUCGUUGAUGCAAUCAAAUACCUAGAGAGGUCUCUCGCCAUUAGGCGUCGUAUUUGUGGAAACAAACACCAGACUGUGGCAGAAUGUCUGCGUUAUUUAGGUCGCGCGAACUUCAAUCUGUCAUGUAAUGAGGAAGCUGCUGAGUUUUAUCAAGAGGCCCUCGCUAUCUUCCGCCAGAUAUAUGGGUUGAAACACAAAGAUGUAGCAGAAUGUUUAGUUGGAUUAGGAAAUGCAAGAGGUAAACUUUCCUAUCAUGAUGAGGCAGACGAGUAUUUUCAGGAAGCAUUGUCAAUUUAUCGUGAACUUUUUGGCUCGAAGCACUUGAUAGUGGCGCGCUACCUACAUAAUCUUGGAACUUCGAGCAUUAAUCGUGGUCACUAUGAAAAGGCUGAGCGAUUUCUUGAGGAGGCUCUUACCAUCCAAAUCGAGAUUUCUGGAGAAAAGGAAGAACGGGUGGCAAUUAUUUUAAACAAUUUGGGAAGACUUCACUUGAAGUGUUUGCGCUUCGAAAAAGCCAGGCAGUUCAUGGAAAGAGCGUUCAACAUCAGAUGCGCCAUUGGUAACCAGUUACGUAUAGGACGGAGUCUGUACUUCCUUGGUUAUCUCAGUGAGAUGGAGUCCAAAAUAAGCUCUGCUGAAGAUUACUACUGUCGAUCACUAACAGCAAUUCGCCAAUAUGACCUUCCGGACAAUCACCUCUACGUUAGAGAAACAGUUGAGGCUCUCCAAGGAAUAAAAAGCAAGGCAGAAAAUCAAAGGAAAACUAUCG
Molecule: messenger RNA, 2929 nt
Organism: Stylophora pistillata
Lineage: Eukaryota; Metazoa; Cnidaria; Anthozoa; Scleractinia; Pocilloporidae
Molecular function (GO): protein binding
Source: RefSeq, a predicted model, not a curated record